Messenger RNA from Oppiella nova, 531 nucleotides. Lineage: Eukaryota; Metazoa; Arthropoda; Arachnida; Sarcoptiformes; Oppiidae. The record is from the annotation of a GenBank genome assembly.
AUGUCUGAACUAAACGCCGACAAUAGGAGUCCGGGAGAGACCAUACAUUCGGUGCGUAUUUCGUGGACUAAUAUCCGGGUGUCGACUAAAACACAGAAAUCUAUGUAUAAUUGCUUUCAAACUAAAAAAUUACCGAAAGAGAUCAUUCGUAACGUGUCUGGUUCUGUUAACGCUGGAAGUUUAUUGGCAAUUAUGGGCGCAAGUGGCGCCGGAAAGACGACUCUAUUGAAUGUAUUGACGACAAGAAAUUUACGGCAACUGUCCGUCAAUGGAGUGGUACUCAUGAAUGGGCAGACAGUCAGUCAACAGACCAUUGCAUCCAUGUCCUCGUAUAUACAACAACACGAUUUGUUUCAACCCAUGCUUACAGUCAGAGAGCACCUCAUGUUUCAGGUAUUGUUAACAAUGGAUAGGAAUUUGAGUAAUAAUGAGAAACAAGAUUGCAUUCAACGGGUUAUAGAUAAGCGAAAUGUGCGGAAACAAGGAUUGGAGACAAAAAUCAUUUUAAAGGCAUUUCCGGCGGAGAAAUGA